This is a messenger RNA of Coccomyxa subellipsoidea C-169, 747 nucleotides long. RefSeq lists its product as hypothetical. The transcript has 4 exons. Gene Ontology annotation, cellular component: chloroplast. Lineage: Eukaryota; Viridiplantae; Chlorophyta; Trebouxiophyceae; Coccomyxaceae. Bases 91 to 444 code for a protein of 117 amino acids. The record is from RefSeq and is a predicted model, not a curated record.
GUUGAUGUGAGACCCAGAGACCUCUAUGAGCAGGCUCACCCAGAGGGCGCCAAACAUGCAGCCCUUUUCAGGAAGUUUAGUUUGGGCCAAAUGUCAUUCACUGGUCUGCUGCGUGCAACCGCCUUGGCUCUGAAUGGCGUCUCACCAGUGGAGCCAAACCCAGCAUUUGUGGAGGAUUUGACGGCAGCGGCAGGGAAGGGUGCAAAGAUCAUCCUUGCUUGUGAGGCGGGUGGAUCAUUAGUACCAAAUGCCAGCUUCCAGUAUGGAAAGGAAUCACGUUCAUUGAAGGCUGCUUACAAGGCCGUCGUGUCUGAGAACUUUGGAGAGGUGCUCCAUCUUGGUGGCGGAGUAUAUGGGUGGUACAAGGCGGAUCUUCCUUUCGUGGGAGAGUACGAUUUGGCCAACGUUGGGAGGACGCCAAAUGUGGUCAGCAACGACGACUGAAAACAGUGAAUCUCAGUGUCUGACGUGCUGAUGAGUUUGAGUGUUUCAGUGGUUUUGUCCUUCUUACUUUGCGACCCCUGGUGCAGCCCGCUAGCGCAAAUUUGUACUCGUCGAAUUGGUACAAUAUACGACAGUGCUCACAGAUAUGGAUGUCCACAGCAAAUGCCACCAUGUACUGUAUUCAUCAAUUUUGGCAGCGUUCCAUGUGCUGCAACAUCUGAGAUUAUUGAUUGGCUUGGGAAUUUCAUUGUUGAAAAGGCAUAGAGUGGUUCUGCAAGGAUUAUUAAAACACAAAUGUUUGAU